GAUGAAUAUUAUUUGGAAUUGCUUGGUGGUGGCUGGGAUCAUAAAUGAGAGAGGAGAAAUACUUACUGACAAUAUUGAUUCUACAAAACUGGAGGAAAUACUUACACCUGAAAUCAGUCAAUACAAACAUAGAGUUAGCUUUCUCCUCAAGAAAUGUGUUAAUCGCGAAAAGCAUAUCAAAGUUCCAAACUUUUUGAAAAAGUUUGUAGAAAGACACUUGUCGUCUUGGAUAAGAAGUGCUAUCAAUGCAUUAUUAAUGGCACCUGGACAAUCUUACGUGGUAGAUUAUAAAAAAUCCGGAUCAAAAGCAGAUCGCAACGCUAGCAUAAUUAUUCUUGACAACGACACCGGAGCAGACCAAGGAAGUUCUCAAUGGGAUGAAGCAUUGCAUCAGUUUUUACAACUCAAGCAUGGCUGUAAAUUGUCAAUGCAAAGUUUAAAGGCAGUUUUUGUUUCCAAUGUUACCUAUUUCAAGAUGUACAAACUAUUGUACGGUUUAACUGGUACUCUGGGUUCAGAGAGAGAAAGGAAUUUACUCAAAGAUAUACACAAUGUUGCCUUCGUAACUAUACCAACGGCUAAACCGAAACAAUUUGAAGAGUAUGAACCAAUUAUUAGUGGCGGAUAUAGGACGUGGCGAAAAAAUAUUACAACCGAAGUUUGCAAACUAAUCAACGAAGAGAAAAGAUCAGUUCUCAUCAUCUGUGACACGAUCAACGAUGCCGAAAGUAUAAAAGACACUUUGAAGGGGAUGUUCCCAACCCAACUUCACACCUACACAAGAGACUAUCAAGAGUUUGAUAUUGUAGAGGGUUGUAAGCAAUUGCAACAGGGACAGAUCAUCAUUGCUACCAACUUAGCAGGACGUGGUACGGACAUACGAAUUACGGAUGCGCUUAAGCAAAGUGGUGGAUUGCACGUUAUAUUAACGUACCUUCCCGAGAACAUUCGAAUUGAAGAGCAAGCCUUUGGAAGGGCAGCAAGAAGCGGAGACAAAGGAUCCGGACAGUUAAUAAUAAUGGUUUCGAGUCAAAGGCAGUAUCGUCGAUCGAAAAUAAUCGAAUUAAAGAAGACUCGGGAUGAGAAUGAGCUGUACCGUAUAUCAGACAUUAAAACAUACUAUGAAAAGACCAUCAAGGCCGAAGAGAUUUGUUUCGACGAGUUCAAACAGGUUUAUGAAAAGCAUAGGAAAAGCCUUGAAGCGGUUGAUGUCCCUUCGGAAGUUACAACAAUCUUGCUACAAAAUUGCCUAGACCAAUGGUCUUUUUGGCUGGACGAACACAGUCGAUACAUGGAGAAUAUAAUGCAAGAAUGUGAUGAAAGGGGUGUUCCAACAUUAGUCCAGACAUUUGUAUCAAAAUUAUCCGGAUUUGAAUCGGGAAAAUGCGUUAAAGACGCAGUUCGAAUUUCAUAUUUCAAGAGCCAAAAGUGGAAAGACUGGGUGGAAGGGAAUCCUAUGCAAAUGAUAAAAUUGGCCAAUUAUCUAUCUGGAACUAAUCUUAAGAAAUGCAGGAUGACAGAAGACGAGCUUUUGGAAUAUGCGUUUGACAUUUUUGAGACCAAUCAGGAGAAUGGAGUGACUCACUAUGGAAUCAUCAACUAUGGGAUGUUAUUGGCGGACGAAACAGCAAUGAGUUUGUAUGAUGACGUUAUAAAAAUUGAGCCUCAGUUUAGUGAAGCUGCACACUAUUAUCGUGCUUACACUUUGAUGAAAUCAAUCGAGCAAGAGGAAACAUUGCAGAGCGAAGAGAAUAAGAAGAAAUAUAAAGAUUUUAAGAAACAUUUGCGCGAGGCAAUAAGGCUUUUUGAAGACCAUCAUGCGUUUGCUUUGCAGGCUGCAAUUAUUACAAACAAUCUGAAAGGAAACAAUGUGUGGCACGAUGAGUAUCAAGCACAGAAAGAUACCAUUGCUAAGCUAUAUCAAACGUUCAUACGGUCAAUAGAGGACAUAUUUGGUCAUGCUGUAUCACACAACACAUUUGUUACAGACGAAAUAAAAGAAAAUGUAGCAGAACAUAUUUUCAUGCAACUUAUCGAAAAGGGUGUAAUAUCGCGCCCAAAAGUUCGGAAAACCAUUUCCGAACAACAACUACGUAUGAUUCAUAACGACUAUGGAGUAUCAAUUGAAGUUUUGAAGAAAUUUCUUUCUGAAAAUGCUGGACUCAUCGUUGAGGAAGAAUUUAUAAAGGCGUGCAAAGAAAAUAUCCCACUCCCUAGCAGAGAAGAGUUUUGGCAAUUGUUGAUCGACCAAAAGGUGCUUAACUCGAUCAAGAAGUAUGCUAUAGUAGAUAAGGCGAAGCUGGAAGCACUAGAUCCUUCAUUGAAGGAUGCAUUAGAUGGGAAGAUCGCCGAUAAAACGUUCGUUACAGAAACCAUAGAACCGACCCCAGGACAGAUUGUUUUGUAUCGCGAAGAAUUAUCUCUUCGAAGUACGGAAAAUAACGACUCUGAAACCAACACCAUUGUUCCGUACGUAAUAUUUGAAAAAGAAUAUUUUGUUAGCCUUAUCGGAAAGGAAAAGUUUGAAAUGAUGGUUAAAAAGGAUAUAAUCAGAUGCAAUGAAAUGGCAAAUGUUGAUAGAGACAUGAUUGCAUCAUGUAAGUUUUCGUCGUUUGAUUCUAUUUCAGUGGAGGACAUUGUUCUUCGAGCAAAUAUAGCACAGGUUGAAGCAGAGCUUAUCAUGCAAGAACUGAUUAACCGAGCGGUUUUGGAGCGAGAAGGUGAAUCCUUUGUGUUGAAUGAAAAUUUUAGAGGUUCAGAAGAAGAAUUGCUUCCGUCGUAUCCUUUGUACGAAGACACUAUAAGAGGUUUACUUUCGUCCUGCUUUGCCUACAGACUAGCACUUAAUCAUAUAAAAGAACAACUAGAAUCGGAUAGUUCCGCCGAUAACCCAAUGCUGCGGAUAGAAUUGAAAUGUAAUCCUCAUUUGCAGUUUUUCCAGGAUUUAAUAAAUCAAAACAUAAUCAGGCCUUAUAUAGUUAACAAAGCCGAUUGCAACGAAAUAUUAAAUGAAAUCUUCUAUCUAAACAAAAAUUAUCUCGUAGUGGAACGCUGGUUCCGAAAGAUGUUGCAUAUAUCUAAACCAGAUUCCGAACGGUUUUUGAACAAUGUAUAUCGCUUUGCAUCUGGUGUAGAUACAUUUAAUUGGUUAGAUUAUUUAAAUCCAGCUAAUUUGAAUCCGUUUGGCAACGAAAUGAACGAAAUAAGUCGUUUUAUUAAAAUGUUAUUUUUCGUUCGUAAUAAAAUCAGUGGAAUAAGCUUUAUACCAACGAAUCAAGCAAAAGAAUUGAUGCAGUAUGAUAUGAGAAGAACUAUAGAACUAUUGUUUGUGCAACUAGAUGAAUUUUACAAGAAAGAAUCUAAAAGCCAUGUUGAGAGUGUGUUGGGACCAAUAAAAUCUUCAUUAAUAGGAUUGAAAGUUGCCGGUAUAUAUUUUAAACCCAUUCGGGAAGCAGGCCAAUUGAUAGAAAACAAUUUUGGAACAAUUGAAGAGGAACAGCUGUUCACUUUAAAUGGGUUGCAACAUCUUUUACAAGUAAUGGAGAAAAAAUGGUCUAUGGAAAUGCUGCUGAACGUGGGGAAGGUAGUAUUAAUUGGAGUUGCCCAAAUUGUUGCAGCGGCAAUUCUGGAGAUAUAUUCAGCUGGUGCAUUGACUCACGUUGCGUCGGGAUUAAUAAAUGAGGGAGUCAAUGAUAUAAUGUAUGCAGUAAACAGUUUCAAUUCAGGAUAUUUUAGUUGGCAGGAUUACAGAAAAGAGAAGAUUAAAAGUGUGAUUUUCACAGCGAUUACUGCCGGAGUGGGAGCGUAUGCUUCAAGAGGUACUAAGGUGUCGCGAAUUGCCAAUAAAGUUGCAGGACCCGGCUUAAUGAAAGAUGGAAAAGUAAUAUCAGAGUUAACAGGAAAAGCAAUGUGGAAUGAAAUCACCGGCAAGAGGGUAAUAAGAGAAUUUACAAAAAGAAUUGUAAUGAAAACAGCACAAGGGUUUGCCCAUAGUGCGGCGAGUAUAAUGGUCGAUAAGUUUACGGACGAUUAUUUACAAGCAUUAAUCAAUUCAAUUGUGGCCGACAUAUUAUCACAAGUUCCUACUACGGUGGAUAAUCAUAAAAUUUCCCAAAACCUUAGAAGAAUCUAUGAUGAGCUAGGAGAGCAGCAAGCAAGAAGACUCAUACUUCAACUUUCUCCCUUCGCAAGCAAUGAUUGGGGAGCUUGUAUAUCUUUAGCUAAGCAAUUCACGUCCAGUUUGUCUCAGGGAUUUGCAAGUGCUAUGCAAAAGACACAAAACAACGGUAACGUUAUGAAACUAUUAAGUAAUAUUAGUACCGCGUGGAUAUGGAUAGAACGCGUAAUCGAGAUAGGAAAAAUGAUGUACGUGGUAGGAACACAUCUUGAUGAUUUAGAUGAACAAAUCAAUAAGAAAUUUGAAACAAUGUUGCAAAACUCAUCAUCAAAUGUACAACCGAAUGAGAGCAAUUUCGAACAGUUUAGAGAUGAAAUAAUAAAGCAAUGGAAAUCACAAUUGAGCGAGCAUGUGGGGAAAAUUAUUUCCCAAAAUUUGGUUAAACCAUUGCUAAAUGAUGCGCUAUUACGUGUAGGAAGAUUCAUCAAGAGGAUUCCACAUAACAUCAAACGAAUCGCACUGAAGCGUAAAAUGAAAAGGUUGAAGAAAAAAUACGACAAAGCUGUCAAUGCUCCAAAUGUAACGGACGAAAUAAAAGACAGUUUGAAGGAAGACUAUCACAAUAAAUUAAAGAAGAUUAUGUGUAAAACAAAAAGCCCAACUCUGCUGUCGAAUAUUAUCGAGGAGGGUGUACCGAUGGAUCUGACCUGUGCGGCGGCAUGUGCCCCAUUGGUGCACGAACUGUUGAAGAAAAUGAAAAUAAAUGUGAAGGGAAUAGUGCUCACUGUACAAGGCGAUAAGGGAAUAGAACAAACGUUUUGCUCAGGAUCCACUAAAGGCGAAAAUGUAAGAGAAAUUGUCCUGCAGCUAAAAGACAACCAUUUUACGUUCUCUGACAACCAGCUUGAUGUUGGCAACAAUAAUUGUUUGUUUGCUGGAAUGAGCGAUGCCAUACCGGAGUUGAGCAGUAUCAAACCAGAGGAAUUUCGAAAACAAAUAGCAAACACUAUUAGGACUGCACCAGAAAUUCAACAUCGAAUAAGACAAGGUUGGCAUCGCUUUGCAAUCAAGCAAUAUGAUGCUGUUGGAGGUAAAUCUGCAUCAAAUAAAAGAAUAUCCUUAAAAAAAGUGUCGCGAGAAUUAUCACCAAACAGAGCAAUUGAAAACAAAGAUAUAGCCAGUUUAUUGGACAAAUUUGAAGGAUAUAUUCCUCCUAAAAAUUGUCCCGAUGCUGUAAACCCAGAUUCCCACCUGUAUUCACGUAUGACAAUUUACAGUUUUGAACUUGCGGGAGCCGCACAGGCGAUAAAGGAGGAACUAAAAAUCGAGUUUGAAGAAAUAAUAAAUUUGGAAAAAGGAGCUAGUAAUACGAAAGAUGACUUACCGGUAAUCCCAGGUGGUGAUAUUCAUCGAGCCCAUACUUUAAGGGGAACAAUAAAUGAAGACGGUAAACUAAAAGAACACCCUGAGAUACUGGAAGCAGUACGACAGUAUAUGGCUCGUUGUGAGUAUGUCCCAAAAGAGGCAAACCAAUAUCGUAAUGUUCCUAAGUAUGUUGAUAAUAAUCAAAUGUUUUCUGUAAAUGGUAUUGCCAACACCCAUGAUUUUAGCAAACCGCCAACAGACGAUAAUAUUUUAAUUACAAAAACGCAUUUACAAAACGAAAUAACUGCGUUCCAUACGCACUUGACUCGCAACGAAAAGAAAUAUGACAACAGUUCAUUACAGUUAGGGAACAGAUUAUUAACAAAUUUGUCAAAUACUGUAAAAAGCCGUAAUGAUCUUAAAUUGAAUUAUGAAUCCGGUCAAUUUGGUUAUUACAAAAUGAAAUCAAUUAUCGAAGCAUAUCGUAAAAAUACCAAGGAGGUAAGUGAUUUGAACAGAAGACAAUAACGUGUGUAACGCCAAAUAUGUAAAUAGUUCAUUUUAAGGUUGAAAAUACUUUUAAUGUUUUACAUCUAGGUUGUACAAAGAAACAGUUAGCAAUAAUAAUCAAAUUCAAUUAGAUGACAAUAAUCAUAAAAGUAAAAAUUAAUAGUUUUAUAUUUAACUAAUAAAAUAUUUAAAUUAACCUAAACAUAAUAUAUAACUGAAAACUAAACCUAAGACAAGACGGGAAGUUCAUGAAGGUAAACAUUACAGAGGCUCAAUGAUCAGGAUGAAGAGGCUAAAAGGGAAAUCUAAGACGGCAACGGAAGGAGGUUAAAGUGAGGUGGAAGUCCAAUAAGUAGGAAGAGGAGUUAAACGAUCGCAGAGCAAGCAACAAUAGAUCGGAACGAUAUGCUGCAGUGCGAGGUCUGCGGAUAAUGAAGGGAGGACGAAUACGGAGUGAACGGUUAGGAACAAAGAGGGGGAAGGAGGAGACCAAUGUUGGUUCAUCAAUACAAUCGAGCAAGAGGGAAACAACAAAUAAGGAUUGGGCUUGAGAACGGCGAUUCUCGAAGCAGGCAAAACGAGCAGCCGACACAUGGAUUCAUAAUUGGGCAGGGUAGCAGAGGAGCCACCCAGAAAUUUGCAAACUGUAAAUCUGUUGAAGGAUCUCUGUGCCCGUUCUAUCCGCUCAAUGUGCUUUCGAGCAGUCGAGGUCCAUACUCCAUACUCCAGUAACGACUUAACCAAUGAGCAGAAUAGUGUUUUCAAUAACAGGUCAGAAAAAUCACAACCAAUGCGUUUUAUGAUGCCGUGCGUUCUCCAAGCCCUGCAUACCACAGAAUCUAUAUGAGGUCUCCACCAAAUCUACAUGAGGUGAGACUAGAGUCAAGCCAAACACCCAAGUCCUUGAUUACGAAGACACGGGAGACUUGGACCUGAUCGAGGACAUACGAGUAGAGUAAAGGAGAGCGGGAACGGGAGAAGGAGAUAAUUUUGCAUUUAUCAGGACAACUCAACCAAUCCGUAGAGGCGAAGACAGAGAACAACUCUAAAAGCCCAAUAAUGUCCACAUGGUAGAUAGAAGCUAUGGAGUCGGGCAUAACUACAUGCAAUCGGACCGGAUAUUAUAUCAUCAACCUGAAGUAGUACUUCUGCAGAAAACAUGCCUUUCGGCCUCAUAUGCACAUUCGUCCAUAGAAGCCGACGAAAGUGUUCUACUAGCGUUCGCAAGAAAGAUGCUAAGAAAUGCCUAUCACUAUCGAAUGAGACAGUGCAAUGACAGACUCUAUGAUCAGCAGGAUGAGCUCAGCAACGUGGCGUAGAUUGUACUCACCAGGCAUUGGUAGAUCAUUCCCACACGAAGGUCUCUUCCCUGAAAGAUAAGAUAAGAUGGAGUCAUGACGUAUAGCGACUUAAAGGAUUUUUGCAGCAGUUGAGAUAUUGAACCGCUAAGUACGGCUAAGCUAUUGAAAGUCGUCAUAACUAAAAAAAAAAACAACUAACUUCACGUACAUCGCGUUAAGAGCGAUCAACACACGAGCACGUAAAUCAUGUCACCAAGUGGUUAUUCAGUUCACCACUAAAUAUUUAAACAUCCGAUGAAGUAGUACAGAGCAUGGCAUAAUGUUCAACAGAGGUUACCAAAUUGGAAAAUAUUUGUGAGGGGUUUUCUGAGCAAGCUGCAGAUAUUACUUGUAUUCUAAACGGGUUGCCGUAUUUUUCUGGCAAUCCAGACGAGUGGUCGAUGUUUGAAGCGAGUUUUAACGAAACUACGCGACUUUGUGGUUUUUCCGAUGGAGAGAAUACCAUACGCCUUCAGCAAGCAUUAAAGGGAUAGGCAUUGAAGGCCGUUCAGUGUCGUCUUCGCAAAUCGGAUAACCUCAAAGAAGUGAUGGAAACCCUAAGAUCGAUGUUCGGUUAAAAGCCGAUGUUAGAAGCCGACGAAAGUGUUCUACUAGCGUUCGCAAGAAAGAUGCUAAGAAAUAUCUAUCACUAUCGAAUGAGACAGUGCAAUGACAGACUCUAUGAUCAGCAGGAUGAGCACAGUAAUGUGGCGUAGAUUGUACUCACCAGGCAUUGGUAGAUCAUUCCCACACGAAGGUCUCUUCCCUGAAAGAUAAGAUAAGAUGGAGUCAUGACGUAUAGCGACUUAAAGGAUUUUUGCAGCAGUUGAGAUAUUGAACCGCUAAGUACGGCUAAGCUAUUGAAAGUCGUCAUAACUAAAAAAAAAAACAACUAACUUCACGUACAUCGCGUUAAGAGCGAUCAACACACGAGCACGUAAAUCAUGUCACCAAGUGGUUAUUCAGUUCACCACUAAAUAUUUAAACAUCCGAUGAAGUAGUACAGAGCAUGACAUAACGUUCAACAGAACUUACCAAAUUGGAGAAUAUUUGUGAGGGGUUUUCUGAGCAAGCUGCAGAUAUUUGGAUGGUAAUUUAGAUGGAUGGAUCAACUCGCUUCCUUACUCUCCGUAGCUCGACGGUCUUUUAAAAGCAAAGUUCCUAAAGAACGUAAAAAGUAAUGUAAUGUUAUUUAGUAUUUAGGCCUGUAAUAAGGACUUAUUAUUCGAUUAAAAUUGUUACAUAUAAAUUAAAACAAACUUGUUCGAAACAAUAUGGAGCUAAUCUAAAUAAGGUGUCCCUUAGAUGUGAAAAUGCUUAUGUUGUUGAUAAUGAGGUUUUUUUAUUUGUAUGUAGUUUAAUUCUAGUGCAACCCGUCGUUUGUUUUGUUUGGUAGAAUAAAAAUUUAAUUUACAUUAUAUGUACUAACAAACUCAUCCUAAAACAAGCCUUUAACAGCCCAAUUCUAUUGUCAUUGCAUGACAUUGAUUUGUUGAUAUAAUUGAGAAAAAUGACAAACGAAUAGUGUUUUUAAUUAAUAUAAUCAAUGUUAAGAGCCGAAAGAAUGCAACAAUAUGCUUUUAAUAUUCGACCGUGAGCGCUAAUAAGCGAGAUAAGUAAAUAAACGAUGUAGUGGUACAGUGUUUUGAAUACAAGUGUUUACUCUAUUCAAAUGUAUAAUUUAACGGCAUUUUAAAAAAAGAUAUGGACGGAACAAUUUAUUUCAUUCCCACAUCAGUUUCAUUACUCACGAUCAUAAAAAUAGACACCAACACGUCGCACCCAGUAACAUCAUUGCAAGCAACAGCGCAUGCGUGAGUAAGAAAGUUUAAGCUACGAGUUAGCAAGCGUUAUGUCUUAUAUACACAACGUGUUAUGUUCACCUUACGCGCAGUAUGGAUUUCGAUUCGCAACUAGCGAGAGGUACACUUUUGCUAAGCUUAACGCUUUCACGUUUUGUUACGGUUGAUUGAUCCAGUGCGUUAUUGCAAUUUUGCAGCGGAUUUAAUAAUCAGGGAGUGAGUGAUUUAUUCAAAACCGCAGCUCUUGAACAGUGCUCUGAAAACAGCGCAAGAUAAAGCGUGAAGUUAGUGUAAAACACAAUGAUACAGAUCUGUGUUGGUGGCGGAUCCACACUGGUUUAUGGCAAGCUGCAAACCAUCGCACCCACUUACUCACUGUAGCUCAUGUCAAGAGCUUGUAAUCGUUAAAUUCUUUCUUCGUCUAAUCAUGUUGUUUAUAUUCAGCCGCACGAUCCGCCGAUCAGCUGUGUAGACGUUUUUUUUACUUGAUCGGUGCUCGGUAAUGGGAUUUCCCCGUCUAGUUUGAUGCGGCACUAGAGACGAAAAUACAUUCGUUCUAGUGGAUUGAUUAUUUAUCAUGCGGUCAAAAAGUGAUAACAGAAGAGCUUGACAGUUUUAUCAAGAGAAGAUAAAGCAAAUCAACAGGUCAGAAAACCGGUAUAAUCAGUAUAAACGCACUGUGAUUUUAUCGCGACAUGUUAAAAAUAAUACUGUGUUCGUGCCAUAUUCACAUAGAUUCAGUCAGUGAACAUCGCGAGCUAUCAACAUUUCAUUCAUAAAUUUGCCAAGCCAAAGAUUUGGCGAAUUCGUGCACUGUGAAAACACUAUCUCUCUCUCUUUUUUUUUUCCUUCGUUCAUUUGUUCAUUUAAAGUAUAUGAUCAAUCGUGUAGUGAGAUACUAUUUUUUUGUAAUUGAAUGAUGUGCAAAAAAACUUUAUUUGGGUUCUAACAAGUGGUAUGGUAUAUAAGCCUGUUCUAUACGUGCUCUAUACGAAUUAAUGUGGUAUGUGAACUUGUAUGAACUUUAUUAAUUGAAUACGAGAAUAAGGGGUAAGGGAUAUGUGAUACGCACAAUACAGAAGAAUGUCUGUCUCCGUAUGACAGUUGCACACUUGCACGUCCGAAGGUCAUAAUUCGAUCGACACGAACCGUCACCAUAGUGCGGCCAGAGGACAAAAAAAUCAAAAUUUUUUCAGUUUUAGAAACUACAGACAUUCGAAAUUGAAUCCAACGACUAUAACUCAAAUUUCAGUAAUUAUAGGACAAUAUACUGAUUUUAAUACAAAACGUUAUUGCGCUUUCGUUUCAAAAUUACUAACAUCAUUAACAACAACAUUACUAACAAAAAAUAACAACAAGAUAAUCGGUAUUUAUUAACGCAUUAUAACUAACGAGGUAUGUGCGUUUAUAGUUUAAUUUCAUUUAUGCAUAUUUUAUUUUUGUGCUUAAAUAUUACUGCAAAUUAAAAUAACAAAAAUGUUUGCUACAUGCAUGUGCUAGCUAUAAUUGUAAUUAUAUGUAAUUUAAACAUUAGGUAAAGUAUUUUAUUUGAAAACAUACAUGCAGUCAUUUGUUUGCUUUCCUUUUUAAUACUCGAAUUAAGUUUGAAUCGUUUUUCAAACUAUUCAGUUUGUAUAUCCGUAUAACAUUUUUUAUUGCAGUAUAGCAUAUUUGAUUGAAAUCUAUAAUGAAGCAAGAAGAAGUUAUUUUUUCUCUAAAGAAGAUCGAUGAUCGGCAGGUUGUCGAGGUGUUUGGUAGACAGAUAGUUCUGAAUUCCGUAUUAUCCAAGGUAGAGAACGAAGUUUCAAACAAUCCUAAUAUCGAAGAGGUUCGUUUCAUCGCCGGUACGAUCUUUACGAUUGACGCUAAUCUUGAGAAGGAAGUAUGGCGCGGACGGAAUAUUGUAGUUUAUGCAAAAGAAAUAAUGGUUUCCCAACCGGUUCACUGGAACGUGUCUGGAAAAGAUAGUUGUCAUAAAUACGAACGAAAUGCUGGGACUGGCGAAGACGGGACUGGUUUGAA
Anopheles funestus (African malaria mosquito) is the source of this 11156-nucleotide messenger RNA. RefSeq lists its product as uncharacterized. The record is from RefSeq and is a predicted model, not a curated record. Gene Ontology annotation, cellular component: membrane. Lineage: Eukaryota; Metazoa; Arthropoda; Insecta; Diptera; Culicidae. Gene Ontology annotation, molecular function: ATP binding; ABC-type protein transporter activity. The transcript is spliced from 7 exons. The coding region runs from base 2 to 6010 and encodes 2002 amino acids. Gene Ontology annotation, biological process: protein targeting; protein import.